This is a messenger RNA of Drosophila obscura, 849 nucleotides long. RefSeq names its product malignant T-cell-amplified sequence 1 homolog (gene MCTS1). Gene Ontology annotation, biological process: formation of translation preinitiation complex. Lineage: Eukaryota; Metazoa; Arthropoda; Insecta; Diptera; Drosophilidae. The record is from RefSeq and is a predicted model, not a curated record. The transcript has 4 exons. The coding region runs from base 90 to 638 and encodes 182 amino acids. Gene Ontology annotation, molecular function: RNA binding.
CCAUCGAUAGUAGAGGCUAGCAGCAAAAUAUCGAUACCAUCGAUUGUGCCCUCUUUGGUUUGACACCUGGUCUAACAAAUUUUAGCAAAAUGUUCAAAAAAUUCGAGGAGAAGGACAGUAUCUCGUCCAUACAGCAGCUCAAAUCGUCCGUACAGAAGGGCAUACGUGCCAAGCUGCUUGAGGCAUAUCCCAAGCUGGAGACACACAUUGAUCUGAUAUUGCCCAAGAAGGACUCGUAUCGCAUUGCCAAGUGCCAUGACCACAUCGAGCUGCUGCUAAACGGGGCCGGCGAGCAAGUAUUCUUUCGGCACCGCGAUGGCCCUUGGAUGCCGACGCUGCGCCUUCUCCACAAGUUUCCCUACUUUGUCACCAUGGAGCAGGUGGACAAGGGUGCCAUCCGCUUUGUUUUGAGUGGCGCGAAUGUCAUGUGCCCAGGGCUGACGUCGCCGGGUGCCUGCAUGACGCCGGCUGAGAAGAACACGGUGGUGGCCAUCAUGGCCGAGGGCAAAGAGCACGCGCUGGCCAUCGGUCUGCUCACACUCUCCACUGAAGAAAUUUUGGCCAAGAACAAAGGCAUCGGCAUUGAGACGUACCAUUUCCUCAACGACGGCCUUUGGAAGUCGAAACCAGUCAAGUAAGACCGAAAAUCAGGACAGGACCCGGACCGGACCCCUGCACACGCGCGCACACACGCCAUGCGGUCGUUGCUUUUAUUCUGAGAGCAAAGAAUGGUUUUUAUUUCGUUUGAUAUGCAAACUGAAUCCUGAUCAUAAUUAAUUUUUUUUUAUUUUCUUAAUUUUAAACUGUCAGUCAAACUAUUUAAGCCGAUGCGAAAUAUAAUUAAUGGCA